AUGCAAGAAGUGAUCAAGACAGAAGAGACGGUGAACUGGACUGCUCCGGAUCCUCUGGAGGGGACGAAAUUCUACUCCAUCCAGCUGGAGUGGGAUCGAAGCUUCGAAUACCGGAGCGUCAUCGCGGAGGUUCCCGUGGGAGAGGUCGACUACCAAAUCCCUGUGGACACCUAUCUUGGCACCUACCCUUACCUUUACGUCUUCACCAAGUCCUCGCUCUUUGAGCAGACGACCCCGGUGGGCUUGAAGGUGAGUGACACCUCACCGCAGAUCACCAACAUCGAGUUCUCAGAUCAGGCAGUUGUGGCAGGUAAGGAAACGAAGAUGCAUUUGCAGGACACAUCCAGUACUCGGCGGCUGGCGAGCGUGGGAGGUGGCACCAAUGCCAGCGACAUCUCGGGUGGCUGCUCCAAUGUCACGAACGGCUCCAAUUUGUCUGGUUGCGAACUUGAUGAAGACACGUCCACCUCAACAACUUCCAGUUCAACCUCAUCGACCACAACGGCCAUAACACAGACGUCUACGACAUCUUCCACACAGACGCAGACUGCGACCUCAACAACCUCCACCACCACAACAGGAUUCACCGCCUUGACACGGUCAGCUCGCGAGCACUCCUUCGUCGACCUGAACCUGUAUGCCACGGAGAAACUGCCGGCGCGCUGUGCUGCUCAGAUUUCGAUCGUCGGCACCAAUGCAGACCCCUACCUCCCAGACGCCAACAUCACACUGUCGAACCCUUUGCAGGCGGCCAAGAAGCCCCAGGAGGGACGCCUCGACGGGAGCGGCCAGUUCUGCAAUCUCGUCCUCAGAAAAACAACGUACAUUGAGUUCGACUUCGGCACUGACAUGCUGAUUGAAAGGAUAGAAACCAAGGGCCGUGAGACGAUCUUCCAGUGGGUCACCAAGUUCAGCUUGAGCUACACUCGCAACGGCUACACCUGGUUCGAUCUGCCGCAGGUGUACGAGGCCAACAACGACCGGACAACGCUCGUGGAGAACAUCAUCCUUCCACACUCCUUCCUGGCGAUGAAGCUAAGGCUGAACCAACUUGAGUACUUCUCAUUCCCAUGCAUGCGAGUCGACAUCUUUGGAUGCAAACGUGCGGACACGGUGGGCGUGGAAGAGAUCAACAUCCCGUUGGAGACAGACUUCACUCCAUAUGAUCACAUCCUUUUCUUCAUGGCGUCGUCUGACUACCUCUUGGUGUUUACGCAGUCCCCGACCACGGAGGGAAGCACGCCAACCUCCAUUUCUCUCGUUGACAAUGCUGUCAACGUCACGAAUGUCUCCUUUGUGGACUACGACUUGGAUGCGGAUCACAUUGCGGGAGUGACGCACUUCGUGCUCUACCUGGCACUCGAAGAUAGGCAAUCAGUAGCGAAGGAUUGCCUGGUGGAUGGUCGCUUCGAGCGGGCUCCGUAUCCUUUCAAUGUCUCUUACGAGGUCCUCGCAGAGCUGGACGCCCGGCGGCUUUCAUGGGAUGUUGCGGGUUUCUGGGUGGAGGAGAAAUGGGCUGAAGGUCCGGAUGUGUGCUUGACAAUAUAG
Messenger RNA from Symbiodinium sp. CCMP2592, 1548 nucleotides. Lineage: Eukaryota; Dinophyceae; Suessiales; Symbiodiniaceae. The record is from the annotation of a GenBank genome assembly.